Molecule: messenger RNA, 1496 nt
Organism: Brassica napus (rape)
Lineage: Eukaryota; Viridiplantae; Streptophyta; Magnoliopsida; Brassicales; Brassicaceae
Product: cysteine-rich and transmembrane domain-containing protein WIH2
Exons: 6
Coding region: 870-1250 (126 amino acids)
Source: RefSeq, a predicted model, not a curated record
AGGGUGGGUUGGUAUGUCUUGCUUUAUAUCAUGACAUCAGAAAACGAGAGCAGAAUAAAAACCAAAUAAUACAUCGGAGGGGUAUCCACCGCAGGGAUAUCGGUCGCAAGGCAACCCACAGCAGGGCGAUACUCCUCCAUCUGCGCCGGAAUAUCCUCCACCACCGCAGCAUCAGAAGAAACACCAGAGCCGUUAUUGGUGUCUAGAAGAAUGGUUGUUAAUCAAAUUAUGGACCAAACGGAGAGCCAAGUCUUAUGACCUUGACAAGUAGCAGCAGACUUGACAAAUAUCAACUAUAUACGGUCAGUUAGCAAUAGCAAAGCUUAGUAUAUACUACAGGAAAACAGGGCAAUAUGUUUUAUUCUUUAUAAAAUAAAAUAUAAUUAAAAGUAAACAUAAUAAAUAUCUGCUAUUAUAUGGCGGAGGUUCAUCGUUUUUGAGAUAAAACCAAAUAAAAAAGAGAGAUAACUACUGCAAAACGCGUUUACUUAAAACACACUCUCAAUGACUUUUCCUUCUCCUUAUCGUUCUGUACACAUCUCUAUAAGUUUAUGGGUCUAGACUUUGCACUGUGAGUCAUCUCCUUUAGUCAACGUCGUUUCUUGUCCUUGACCUACACGUUUCGCAGGAGAUCAGAAACCUAGAAAAGAAACAACAAUGACUCAGUACAAUCAACCUCCCGUUGGUGUUCCUCCUCCUCAAGGUUAUCCACCAGAGGGGUAUCCACCGCAGGGAUAUCCGCCGCAAGGUUACCCACCGCAGGGCUACCCACAGCAAAGCUAUACUCCUCCGUAUGCGCCGCAAUAUCCUCCACCACAGCAGAAUCAGCAGCCGCAUCAACAGAGCAGUACUACUGGGUGUCUACAAGGAUGGAUUUUCACCGUGAGUCAUCUCCUUUUGGUCGUCUCUUGAGCUACACGUUUCAUAGGAGAUCAGAAAUAACAAUGAGUCAGUACAAUCAACCUCCCGUUGGUGUUCCUCCUCCUCAAGGUUACCCGCCUGAGGGAUAUCCAAAGGAGUCUUAUCAGCCGCAAGGUUAUCCUCCUCCUCAGGGAUAUCCGCCGCAAGGCUACCCACAGCAGGGCUAUCCACCACCGCAGGGCUAUCCUCAGCAAGGAUAUCCUCCUCCGUAUGCACCGCAAUAUCCACAGCAGCAUCAGCAGCAGCAACAGCAGAGUAGCCCUGGGUGUCUAGAAGCAUGUUUUGCUGCUCUCUGCUGUUGUUGUCUCUUGGAUUUUUGCUUCUUCUGAUUGGAGUAUCUGCUCAGAGCUGCUGGUUUAAUUGCAAGAGAGUGUUUGGCAACACAAGAACAUUUGUUGAGUAAUGGGCAUUAAAAUGAAUUGCUGGAUACAAUCUCUUGUCUAUAUCCUCUUUCGCAUAUGUUUUAUGUUCUUCUAUUCAUAAAUAAAAUAUUGUUUAUCGACUUUAUAGCUUGGUUUUGGAUUUGAGACUAGUGGGAAUGUAAAUUGGUGUGGAGACACUAUUACUUCGCCUCA